CCAUGCCAACAGCAGGGAGAUGGAUUUGGGCAGAUUGUAAUUAAUUCUGGGGCAAAAGAUGGAGGAAUUGGAGUGAGAGGGUGCAGGGCUGCCAGCCCGACCGGAGCCAUCCCCACAGGUGCCAGCAGUGGGGUGACCAAGAGCAUGUCCCAUCCGGGUGUGAUGCUGAGCUGGGAGGACUUACAGAUGCAGGGGACACAGAGGACAUGCCAGACACCAUGUGUCACACAGAGGGCUUGACCAUCGUGUGCCAGCAGGAUGAGAAGGCACAGGGGAGGGCACGGCAGAGGGGUGAGGACUGUCCCCCUUUGCAGGGGGUGGGGGGACACUGUGCCCAUCAACAGCAUCGCCAAGGGGAUGCAGGGCACGGGCAGCACCACCGAUGGGGCAGCACGGUGGCCGAGGGGUUGUCAGGGCGCGGGCACCAUCCCCACCUCGGGGGCCCCGGGCAGGGCAGCAGUUCCGUGGAGAGUUUCCUUCCUCCUGCCCCAGCCCGCGCCCCGGCAGCCGCCCCAAGCACGGCUGCAAGCGCCUCUCAUGUGACCGCCGGCUUCCUGUGCGCUCCCGGCUCGGUGCCGGUGCCGCGGGACGGGACGGGACGUGCCGAGGUGCUGCCGAGCGCUGUGCCCUCCGGCCCCGGUGCCAUGCUGCGCCGCAAGCCCUCCAACGCCGGGGACAAGGAGCCAGGACACAGGAAGCUUUCCCUCCAGCGCUCCAGCAGCUUCAAGGACUUUGCCAAGUCCAAGGUCAGCUCCCCUGUGCCGAGCGAGAAGGAGUUCAACCUGGAGGAGAACAUCCCUGAGAAUGAUCCCAGCAGUGCCAGCCCUGAGGAUGCCCCACGGAGCAGUGGGACGAAGCUGGGCAGGAAGUGGCGGGCGGUCAUCUCCCGCACCAUGAACCGCAAGAUGGGCAGGAUGGCCGUGAAGGCGCUGGCCGAGGGGAAGCAGGGAGAGGUGGAGGAGGAGGGGUCCCCGUGCCCACUGUCCCCAGCCGGCAGUGCGGAGGAGUGGAGCCAUGACAAGGGGCCCCUGUCGUCCCUGGAGCUGGAGGAGGAGGAGGAGGAUGGGCGCCCACCCCUCAGCCGCCAAAUGUCCAGCGGCAGCGACAUUCCCAGCCCCGGUGGCCCCCGGGACAGCCUGCGGCUGGAGGAGAGUGUCCCAGCCUACACUGGCCCCUUCUGCGGCCGGGCCCGCGUCCACACCGACUUCACCCCCAGCCCCUACGACAAGGACUCGCUGAAGCUGCGGAAAGGGGACAUCAUCGGCAUCAUCGAGAAGCCACCUGUGGGCACCUGGACCGGACUGCUCAACAACAGGGUGGGUUCCUUCAAGUUCAUCUACGUGGAUGUGAUCCCUGAGGAGACAGUCCCUGCCCGCAGGAGCCGGGGCUCCAGCCGGAGCAAGCGCCUCAAGCCCAAGACCCUCCAUGAGCUGCUGGAGCGCAUCAACCUGCAGGAACACAUCCCCACCCUCCUGCUGAACGGGUACCAGACCCUGGAGGACUUCAAGGAGCUGAAGGAGACCCACCUGAAUGAGCUGCACAUCACAGACCCCCAGCACCGCGCCAAGCUGCUGACGGCCGCCGAGCUCCUCCUGGACUACGACACAGCCAGUGAGCCGGAGGACGGUGACAGCUCUGAAACCCUGCCAUCACCCUCGGAGCCCAAAGGGGACAUUCCCCGGGACUCAGGCUGCUUCGAGGGAUCAGAAACCCUGGAUGGCAGCCGGGAGGAGGCUGAGCUGGGGGGUCCUGAGGAGCAGCUGGGGGCUCUCUCCAUGGCACAGUCCCCCUGAGCCCACUGGCACUGCUGCUUCCCACUCUGGCCCUGGCAGCGGGGACAGACUGGAGGGGACAGCUGCUGGCAGGGGACAGGGGAGCCCCAGUGGUGUGACCUCAGGGCCCAGCUCGGCCCCAGCACCACAGGCAGGUGCUGUACCCCCAGGACAUUUUGCAUGGUGCUGCCUGGCACUGCUGCCCCAACGUGGGGGCUCUGGGCACCCCAGGGCACCGCGCUCCAGGCAUGGGCUGCUCUCAAGGGAGCUGGGGACAGAAGCCAUGCCUGCAGGCAAACAAAGCCUUCACUGUCACUGCUCAGCAUGGGCACACAGAGACACCCCCUCAACUCGCCAGGGGGGAAGCAGGAUGCAAAUAAUGCAGCUAAGACACUCUGGAAGUGUGAGAUGGAGAGGCUGGAAAGGUACAGGGAAGGGGGAAGAGGCAGCUGGCUUGGGGCAGCACAGACACACAGGGCUACAGCUCAGCCAUUUUCAAACCAAUUAAUUUUCCUUCAUUGUUUUAAAAUUAAAAAAUAAUAAUAAUUAAAAAAAAAAAAAAAAAAGAACCCUCACCCGACCCCCCCUUCCUUCUGGAGACCCCAACCAACCAGCACAGGCAGGCCCCACUGGUAGGCAGUCCAGGCAGGCAGCACCCCACACACUGCAUGGAACGGGGAGCAGCAGAGCCAAAAAAUACACUUUUCCACACCGAAUCUGAGAUUUGGUCAGUAGCAUGUUGGGGCGGCUCCCACGGCCGGCGGGGUGCUCGGGGCCAGGAGCAGGACCCCUGUC
Messenger RNA from Myiozetetes cayanensis, 2567 nucleotides. It is a transcript of the gene SASH3, whose product is annotated as SAM and SH3 domain containing 3. Gene Ontology annotation, molecular function: protein binding. The coding region runs from base 207 to 1793 and encodes 528 amino acids. Gene Ontology annotation, biological process: positive regulation of immunoglobulin production; positive regulation of adaptive immune response; positive regulation of B cell proliferation. Lineage: Eukaryota; Metazoa; Chordata; Aves; Passeriformes; Tyrannidae. Gene Ontology annotation, cellular component: nucleus; cytoplasm. The transcript has 8 exons. The record is from RefSeq and is a predicted model, not a curated record.